GGCGCUCGGAGUGUUAUUUAUUGCGUGCGCGGGCGCGCGCUGUCCCCGGGCUGGGCGGGCGGAGCGGGCUUUGCUCCGCGGUUUCUGAGGCGAAGAGGAGGAGUUAUCAAGUGGACGCUGAUGCUGUAUUUUGGCCUGAGGGGGCGAGGGAGCAGAAGCUGAUGGUUGACAGCUUAGAGAAAAAUUUGAGAGGAUGGAUGCAAAAGCUCGAAACUCUUUGCUUCAACAUAGAGAAGCCCUGGAAAAGGACAUUAAAACGUCCUACAUCAUGGAUCGUAUGAUUAAUGAUGGAGUUUUAACAGUAUCAGAGGAGGAAAAAGUAAAAAAUGAGCCCACUCAGCAGCAACGAGCAGCUCUCCUAAUUAAAAUGAUACUUAAAAAAGAUAAUUAUUCCUACAUAUCAUUCUACAAUGCUCUAAUACAUGAAGGGUAUAAAGAUCUUGCUGGCCUUCUUCAUGGUGGCAUUCCUGUCAUCUCUUCUUCGAAUGGUGGCAAAGAUUCAGUUGGUGGAAUAACUUCAUAUGUAAGGACAGUCCUGUGUGAAGGUGGAGUGCCACAGAGGCCGGUGGUCUUUGUACUAGGAAGAAAACUGGUGAACUCAAUUCAGCAGAACCUCUUCAAACUAAAUGGUGAACCAGGAUGGGUCAUCAUAUACGGAAUGGCAGGUUGUGGGAAGUCUGUUUUAGCUGCAGAAACUGUUCGAGAUCAUUCUUUCUUAGAUGGUUGUUUCCCAGGGGGUGUGCACUGGGUUUCAGUUGGGAAACAAGACAAGUCUGGGCUUCUGAUGAAACUGCAGAAUCUUUGCGCACGGUUGGAUCAGGAUGAGAGUUUCUCCCAGAGGCUUCCACUCAAUAUUGAAGAGGCUAAAGACCGCCUUCGCAUUCUGAUGCUGCGUAAACACCCACGGUCUCUGUUGAUCUUGGAUGAUGUUUGGGAUCCUUGGGUAUUAAAAGCUUUUGACAAUCAGUGUCAGAUUCUUAUUACAACCAGAGACAAGAGUGUUACAGAUUCAGUAAUGGGUCCUAAAUAUGUAGUCUCUGUGGAGAGUGGCUUAGGAAAAGAAAAAGGACUUGAAAUUUUAUCCCUUUUUGUUAAUAUGAAGAAAGCAGAUUUGCCAGAACAAGCUCACAGUAUUAUAAAAGAAUGUAAAGGUUCUCCUCUUGUAGUGUCUUUGAUUGGUGCACUUUUACGUGAUUUUCCCAACCGUUGGGAUUACUACCUUAGGCAACUUCAGAAUAAGCAAUUUAAGAGAAUAAGGAAAUCUUCAUUUUAUGAUUAUGAGGCUCUGGAUGAAGCCAUGUCUAUAAGCGUUGAAAUGCUCAGAGAGGACAUCAAAGAUUAUUAUACAGAUCUUUCCAUCCUUCAGAAGGAUGUUAAGGUGCCUACAAAGGUGUUAUGUAUUCUCUGGGACAUGGAAACCGAAGAAGUUGAAGACAUACUGCAGGAGUUUGUUAAUAAGUCUCUCUUAUUCUGUGAUCGGAAUGGAAAAUCAUUUUGUUAUUAUUUACAUGAUCUUCAAGUAGAUUUCCUUAUAGAAAAGAAUCGCAACCAGCUUCAGGAUCUACAUAAGAAGUUAAUCACUCAGUUCCAGAGACAUCACCAGCCACAUACUCUUUCACCAGAUCAAGAGGACUGCAUGUAUUGGUACAAUUUUCUGGCUUACCACAUGGCUAGUGCUAACAUGCACAAAGAACUUUGUGCUUUAAUGUUUUCCCUGGAUUGGAUUAAAGCAAAAACUGAACUCGUAGGCCCUGCCCAUCUGAUUCAUGAGUUUGUGGAAUAUAGGCAUAUAUUGGAUGAAAAGGAUUGUGCAGUCUGUGAAAAUUUCCAAGAGUUUUUAUCAUUAAAUGGACACCUUCUUGGACGACAGCCAUUUCCUAAUAUUGUUCAACUGGGUCUCUGUGAACCAGAAACUUCAGAAGUUUAUCAGCAAGCUAAGCUGCAGGCCAAGCAGGAGGUCGAUAAUGGAAUGCUUUACCUGGAGUGGAUAAACAAAAAAAACAACAAGAAUCUUUCCCGCUUAGUUGUCCGCCCCCAUACAGAUGCUGUUUACCAUGCUUGCUUUUCUGAGGAUGGUCAAAGAAUAGCUUCUUGUGGAGUUGAUAAAACCUUACAGGUGUUCAAAGCUGAAACAGGAGAGAAACUUCUGGAAAUCAAGGCUCAUGAGGAUGAAGUGCUUUGUUGUGCAUUCUCUGCAGAUGACAGAUUCAUAGCAACCUGCUCAGUGGAUAAAAAAGUGAAGAUUUGGAAUUCUAUGACUGGGGAACUAGUACAUAUCUAUGAUGAGCACUCAGAGCAAGUCAAUUGCUGCCACUUUACCAACAACAGUCAUCACCUUCUCUUAGCCACUGCGUCAAGUGACUGUUUCCUCAAACUGUGGGAUUUGACCCAAAAAGAGUGUCGGAAUACCAUGUUUGGCCACACAAAUUCAGUCAAUCACUGCAGAUUUUCACCAGAUGAUAAGCUUUUGGCUAGUUGUUCAGCUGAUGGAACAUUAAAGCUUUGGGAUGUGAAAUCAGCAAACGAGAGGGAAAGCAUUAAUGUGAAACAAUUCUUCCUAAAUUCAGAGGAGCCUCAAGAGGAUAUGGAAGUGAUAGUGAAAUGUUGUUCAUGGUCUGCUGAUGGUGCUAGGAUAAUGGUGGCAGCAAAAAAUAAGAUCUUUCUUUUUGACAUUCAUGCCAGUGGCCUGUUGGCAGAAAUCCAUACAGGCCAUCAUAGCACCAUCCAGUACUGUGACUUCUCCCCACAAAAUCGUUUGGCAGUGGUGGCUUUGUCCCAGUGCUGUGUAGAGUUGUGGAACAUGGACUCGUGUUUAAAAGUGGCUGACUGCAGAGGACAUUUAAGUUGGGUUCAUUGUGUGAUGUUUUCUCCUGAUGGAUCAUCAUUUUUGACAUCUUCUGAUGACCAGACAAUCAGGCUCUGGGAGACAAAGAAAGUAUGUGAGAACUCUGCUAUAGUGUUAAAGCAAGACAUAGAUGUUGUGUUUCAAGAAAAUGAAGUGAUGGUUCUUGCAGUUGACAAUGUAAGACAUCUGCAGCUCAUUAAUGGAAAAACAGGUCAGACUGAUUAUCUGACAGAAGCUCAAGUUAGUUGCUGUUGCUUAAGUCCACAUCUUGAGUACAUUGCAUUUGGAGGCGAAGAUGGAGCCAUUGAGAUUUUAGAACUCCUAAACAACAGAAUCUUCCAAUCCAGGAUUGGGCACAAGAAAACUGUACGGCACAUCCAGUUCACAGAUGAUGGGAAAACUCUUAUUUCAAGCUCUGAUGAUUCUUCAAUUCAGGUGUGGAAUUGGCAAUCAGAGGAAUAUGUCUUUCUACAAGCCCAUCAGGAAACAGUGAAAGACUUUAGGCUCUUGAAAAAUUCAAGACUGCUUUCCUGGUCAUUUGAUGGAACAGUGAAGGUGUGGAGUAUUAUUACUGGAAGAAUAGAAAAAGAUUUUGUCUGUCACCAAGAUACAGUACUUUCUUGUGAUAUUUCUCCUGAUGCUACUAAGUUUUCAUCUACAUCUGCUGACAAGACUGCAAAGAUUUGGAGUUUUGAACUUCUUUCCCCUCUUCAUGAGCUGAGGGGCCACAAAGGCUGUGUGCGCUGCUCUGCCUUCUCUGUGGACAGUACCCUGUUGGCGACUGGAGAUGACAAUGGAGAAAUCAGGAUAUGGAAUGUCUCAAAUGGUGAGCUGCUUCAUUUAUGCGCUCCGAUUUCAGUAGAAGAAGGAGCUGCUACCCAUGGAGGCUGGGUGACUGACCUUUGCUUUUCACCAGAUAGCAAAAUGCUUGUCUCUGCUGGAGGAUAUCUUAAGUGGUGGAGUGUUGACACUGGGGAAUCCUCACAGACCUUCUACACAAAUGGAACCAAUCUUAAGAAAAUACACGUGUCUCCUGACUUCAAAACAUAUGUGACUGUUGAUAAUCUUGGUAUUUUAUAUAUUUUACAGAUGUUAGAGUAAAGUAGUUAAGGAAUAAUGUAGUUGAACUCUUUAAUUUUGAAUUGGAAAAAAAUUCUAUUGAAACUUCUGUAUUUCGACUUUUUAUAAAGCUGUGAAUUGUUUUGCAGUACUGCAUUCAUUAUGAAAGUGUUUGUGGUUGGGUGAAUAAUAUUAAUGUAGCCUUUUCCCAAACGAACACACCUUUAAUCUUGUUUUUCAUAAUCAUCAUCAUUAUUGUUAACAGUUUGUCCUUAAGAUGCAAAUGAAAAUGUAAAUAUGUACCUUGUUAUACUGUUGGUAAAAUUCUCUCAAUGCAUUCAAAUUGGUUGACAUAAUUAAUGAGAAUAAUUUGAAGGAAAUAUGUAUUUUAAUGCUAUUAUUAUGCAGGCUGUGCCUCAGGGUAGCAGGCCUGCUUUCUGAACCACAUUACCCCAAGGGAUAUAGUUCUCCCAAUUACAAUCUUGGAGCUUAUUUGCACCCCUUAAAUUUGCUUUAAAAAUAUUAUGUUUGUGUGCAUAGUUUGCAGCAUUUCCUUAAAUUCACUAGAUAAGUGAGUGGAUUUCAAAAGUUCUUGUGAAGCAAAAAUCAUAGGAUUACCUUUUUCUCACUAGCUAAUGGCAGCCCUGUGCCGCCACUGGACUCUAGUUGUCAAUCUUUGAGCUGGGUGCUGUCUUGCUUGCUCUGGUUUUUAACCAGACUUGUUACUUGACUGAACUUGACCUUCCUUUAUAAAAUUUUUUUUUUUAUUUCAAGAGAGAGCGAGAGAGAGAGAGAGAGAGCCAGUGAGCGUACGCACAUGUGUGUGUGUAGGGGAGGAGCAGAGAGACAGGGAGAGAGAGAAUCCCAAGCAGGCUCCACACUUAGCACAGAGCCUGAUGCAGGCGCUCAGUCCCAUGAAUUGUGAGAUCAUGAUCUGAGCUGAAAUCAAGAGUCGUCACUUAACCAAUUGAGCCACCCAGACACCCCUGAACUCAACGUUGCUUAAUCCUCAACUUUCUUCUUUUCUUUUUUUACAGUUGAAUUUUUGUAAAUUAGAAUAAUUGGAGAGGACCAAUUUUCAUUAUGUUCUAGCAGAAUUUUUCUAAGAAAUAUAAAAUAGUAAAAAAUAAUUUUCUUCCAAGUCUGCUUACUCAGAUGAAUGGCAUCUGUUUACUCAGAUGAAUUUCGAGAGAAUUCUCUAUGCUUUUCUAUGUAGUAACAGAAGAGUCCUCGUGAAUCUGGAAACUGGUCUGUCUUCCAACUGGUAUUCUUCUCUCCUCUCUUCUGUUCCCUUUCUUCCUCCCUCUUUCCCUCCCUCCCUCCCUCCAAGGUUAAUCAGGAAUGGUAGCUCUUAACAGAGAAAAAGUAUAUCAGCAUCAGUAACUAGCUUUUUUGACUUCCUGAUUAGGAAUUUUAAUUGCAUUAAAGCUGCAUUUUUGCCUGGCAAUACAUUAUUAAGGGAAAUGGCAAUAAAUUAAUAGAUGUGGUUCACAUAAGAAUAACCAAAAUUCAAGAAUUUUGCUGCUGCAGCAGAAAGUAAAUCAAAUGAAUAUUAGUAUUAACAGGUAAGCAGUGAGCCAGUUUCUGUUGUUGGUGUGUAUUAGAUGUGGUAUUGAUAGGGGGCCUAGACCACUCCAAAUGUAUUUUAGAUUAGAUAUUACUAUUUAGCAUUUGAGGCAGUCAUAAAUAUAACAAAUACAAUCUUUUACAUUGUUAAGGAGGUUCGGCUGUUUGUUUUUUUAUGAUGGGUUGAGGUACUAAUUUAUAGGCUUACUGUGAUUUCAGCAAAUGUGAUGUGAAGAUCUUAAUUUUAUGAAAAAAAUUGUGUAAAUGAUGUACUUAGAGUAAACCAUAGUUUGAUUUGCAUACAAUGUUUAGAAACUAUAGCUCAGACUAUAACGUAUUAACUUUUGGAAUUAAAAGCCACUUGACUGUUAAAGUAUAGAACAAGACAUUUGGCUUUUACCUUUGAUUGGCCCUUGUCUUCAAAUAAAAAGAAAAAUGGGAAGAAAAGGUAAUGACAAAAAGGCAAUAUCAAAAAGAUGAGAAGACAAGGUAACUUGAGGGAAGAAGAGAAACCCAAUAUGAGGGAGCUAUAUGUUUCAUGGCAGCUCAAGUGGUCAGUCAAGGGGAGGAUUUUGUUUUGUACUUGCAGAUGAGCAUUUUCAAGCAUUUUCCCUUGCUUUGUUUUUUGUAAUGGAAAUUACAUUGCAUUUUGUAUAUAUAAGGAUUUUUUUUUACAUUGUAUGUGUCUUGUAUGGUUUGAAAAUUCUUAGUUUUAUAAAUUUAUGAUACAAGUCACACAAUUUCUUUUGCCUUGGUAUACAUUUUAAUACAUGAAUUAAAAAAUUUUAUAAAAAAUAAAAUUCCUAAAAUAUUUUUGAAAAACA
Molecule: messenger RNA, 6294 nt
Organism: Lynx canadensis (Canada lynx)
Lineage: Eukaryota; Metazoa; Chordata; Mammalia; Carnivora; Felidae
Gene: APAF1
Product: apoptotic peptidase activating factor 1
Exons: 27
Coding region: 194-3946 (1250 amino acids)
Biological process (GO): apoptotic signaling pathway; regulation of apoptotic process
Cellular component (GO): apoptosome
Molecular function (GO): ADP binding; protein binding
Source: RefSeq, a predicted model, not a curated record